This is a messenger RNA of Penicillium cosmopolitanum, 1968 nucleotides long. RefSeq lists its product as uncharacterized. Gene Ontology annotation, biological process: positive regulation of transcription by RNA polymerase II. Gene Ontology annotation, molecular function: zinc ion binding; transcription cis-regulatory region binding; DNA-binding transcription factor activity, RNA polymerase II-specific. Gene Ontology annotation, cellular component: nucleus. The record is from RefSeq and is a predicted model, not a curated record. The transcript has 4 exons. The coding region runs from base 1 to 1968 and encodes 655 amino acids. Lineage: Eukaryota; Fungi; Ascomycota; Eurotiomycetes; Eurotiales; Aspergillaceae.
AUGAAUCUCACUACUCGCGCCCAAUCAAAAUCGCAGUCACCGAGAGUGGACUCGAGGACGUCGACCCCCAAAAGCCAGAAAGGCAACUCCCCUCGCGCUGCUGGCACCAAUCGCAAGAAGUCAGAAUUGUCAGAUACGAAGGCAAAGAGGGUUCGAACAGGUUGUCUCACCUGCCGGGAGAGACACCUCAAGUGCGACGAGGCCUUGGGUCGGCGUGGUGUUCGCUUGAACUUUAUCGACAUUCAGACGGUCGCUCCGCCACAUAUCAUUGAUCGACCCAAAGGUGCCAAAGUGACGUUCAGAGACGACUCACGCUUCAUCGCAUCCGAGUAUGUUGGCGGCUUCGAAAGAUAUCCUCCGCCCCAGCCGGAGAGUCCCGUCCAGGAUCGCCAGCUUCUGCAUCAGGAUGCAUUCAAUGCCUUGGGUACGGACUAUCUGACAAGUCUGUUCCAAUCUGUAGCCCAUUCUUUCGACCCAACCGGCUUCGAUGUCCCCCAUGACUUUAUAGUUGGACCUGAUACGUGGCACGAGCCUCAUAUCGUGCCUGGUGAGGAGCUACUUCCGCAUGGGACAUCCAAUUUUGCGCGAAAACUCGCCAUGAAGCAGUACAGUUCUUCGUCGCUGAGCGACCCGGAACAAAUAUUCCUCUUGCAAACAUUUGUUGAAGAGGUCGGCCCUUGGAUGGAGUCUAUGGAUCCAAUGCGACACUUUACGCAAACUUUACCAUACUAUACUGUCGAAGAACCCUUGUUACUCAAGGCUUUCUUGGCCUGUGGUGCUCGGCAUCUCUCGGUCGUAAAUCCCUCCUCCGGGGAUGAAAAGGCAAAUCGCUAUUACGAAAUGGCAACACAAGACCUUAUGAGUUUGAUGCAAGAUCCUAAUCGUGAUUCGGUUCUAUGUGCGGCGGCUGCACUGGUUCUCAGUAUAUAUGAGUCAAUAUCCUCGCAGUCAACACCCAAGAUCAACCAUACGACAGGGUCAAGAGCUCUGAUCCGCGAAUGCGGUUGGAACUCUAAGACACCCGGCCUUGGGGGCGCCUGCUUCUGGAUCAAUACUAGCAUAGAGCUGUUGAGCUGCUUGCGUUAUGGCUGGUCUCUUUCAUGGGACCCAGACACAUGGGGAGUCGACAUGCAUAUAGACAACGUGCAUCAUUUCCCCAAAUCAGAGGAACUAUGGCUUCACCGGAUCCUUUAUAUAUGUGGCAAGGUUUCCAAUUUCCGAGUCCAAAGCCAGAACCAGCAAUCUCCUAAUGGGACAGACGCUCAUAUGGGGCAAUUGAGCCAGAAAUUGCAAGAUUGGGGGCACUACAAUAGUUGGUGCGAUCAGUGGGUUAAAAAUACCCCGCCGUCGAUGCAACCUCUUGGCCACGUCCAGCCGUGGCCCAGCAACACGCAGUCGGUAUUUCCGACCAUCUGGAUGACCAAGCGACCUGCUAUCAUUGCCCAGUUUUUCUACCAUCUAGCUCGCAUUCUCUUGGCAAGAACCCAUCCCAUGGAGCCAGAUUUCCGUACGGAGAUGAAGGAAAUGCAACAGGCUCAUGCUUAUGAUAUCUGUGGCCUUGCUGUAGGCCUCAAAGAUCGUGGUCUCGCGAAAAUAUCAAUCAGAUGCCUCGCAAUCGCAGCAGAAAGCCUAGAAUCCCGAGAAGCCCAAGAAGAGGCGCUUCGCAUCUUGACUGCCACAGCCAAAGACACUAUUUGGUCAUCUCAAUCUAUUGAGAACGAUUUACGGCAGCACUGGGGCUGGCCCCCUCCGCCCCAUGAAACAGUGGAUCCUAUGCAGAUGCAUAACAGUCAUUAUCACGAACUAGACCAGACAAUCUCCAAAGGGCCUAAGAUUUCUACACAUCUCUCAAAUCCGCUACUGGGUAUGAGUGAUUUCUCAGCAGAGAAGCAUCCUUAUCAAGGAUUUUAUACCGCUCCCCAUCAUACCCUUGACCAAUACCACCAGUAUGGGUCUUAUAUUCUUUGA